Molecule: messenger RNA, 603 nt
Organism: Aphanomyces astaci
Lineage: Eukaryota; Oomycota; Saprolegniomycetes; Saprolegniales; Verrucalvaceae
Exons: 4
Coding region: 1-603 (200 amino acids)
Source: RefSeq, a predicted model, not a curated record
AUGGCGUCUCAAAGCGGCACGCGCCACCUCACGCCAGCCGAGCGACGCACUGCCUACGAGCUGCUCCUACAGAGCUCGUCCAAUGGCCGCCUUAAGUACGGCGCAUUAAAGGACGUUGCUGCGCACUUGAAGUGCCACUGGAAGACUAUAUCGCGAACGUCCAUCGUCCGUCACAUGCAAGAGACCAAGAGGCUGAAGUCCCGAGCCAGCUACAUCAAGCCCAUGCUCACUGAAGACAACACAAGGGCGCGUCUCGAUUUUGCCAAGUCUUUUGAUCGACUUAUGCCAAGUGGAAACCAUGCUUUCGUCAACAUGAACGAGUAUGUUCAUGUAGAAGUGGCCUUGCGUGCGGCGAAGUCCAAGCAGUUCAUCACCCAAGUGAUGUUCUUGGCCGCGGUGGCCCGGCCUCGAUUCGACCACACGAAAAAGGCGUAUUUCGACGGCAAGGUUGGCGUGUGGCCUUUCGUUGUUGUCCAGCCCGCCAAGCGAAACAGCAAAAAUCGCGCGAAAGGGACCCCCGCCGUCGUCCCACAAGUUGUGGAUGGCGAAGUCUACAAGAAGGCCAUCAUCGACAAGACAACGCGGGCCCUCACCGCUGUGUGA